AUGCCGCCAACCCAUCGCGUCGCGGUUGUCCAGUGGUCCAUCAAGAACCUCGCUGUGGAACAAAACCACGCCACAGCAUGCGACUACAUCCGCUCUGCCGCCGCACAGGGCGCGGGGUUGGUCGUGCUGCCUGAGUACCAUCUAUUCGGCUGGGCACCGGAAGACCCCCUCUUCGCCGUCCAAGCUUCUCAAACGGCCCAGUACCUCAAAGCCUACCAAGCUCUCGCCAAGGAGCUCAACAUCUGCCUCGUCCCGGGGACAAUCGUUGAGAAGCACCCGCACCCAGACGGAGAUGCGGACCCAGAUAGCUACGUCCUGUACAACACGGCCUACUUCAUCUCCAACACCGGCGAGAUCCUCGGCCAGUACCGCAAGAAGAACAUCUGGCAUCCCGAGCGGGCCUACCUAACUUCAUCCACGUCGGAAGCGCAUCAAGUCUUCGACACCCCGAUUGGGAAGGUCGGGCUGCUCAUCUGCUGGGACAUGGCGUUUCCCGAGGCCUUUCGCGAGUUGAUUGCCGCUGGGGCGGAGACGGUUAUUAUUCCUACUUAUUGGGGCCGCUAUGACGCUUCGCCAACGGCCUUGAAGCAUAAUCCCAACUCGGAAGAGCUCUUCCUCGACUCUACACUAACAGCUCGCUGCUUCGAGAACACAUGCGCUGUCAUCUUUGCAAACUAUGCGGGCGUCGAGCAGUCUCUGGGUAUGUCGCGGGUUGUUCUCCCCAUCGUUGGACCGGUAGGGAAGAUGGGGAACGAGGAGGGUGUUCUGGUCGUUGAUAUGGAUAUGGACCUGGUGAAGAUUGCGGAGGAUAACUACAAGGUCAGAAUGGACCUAGGGAGAGAAGAGUGGUAUUACUCCUACCGGCAUUCUAAAAAGGACUGA
Aspergillus puulaauensis is the source of this 882-nucleotide messenger RNA. RefSeq names its product carbon-nitrogen hydrolase family protein. Gene Ontology annotation, molecular function: hydrolase activity, acting on carbon-nitrogen (but not peptide) bonds, in linear amides. The coding region runs from base 1 to 882 and encodes 293 amino acids. The transcript has 4 exons. NCBI's taxonomy places the organism in Eukaryota, Fungi, Ascomycota, Eurotiomycetes, Eurotiales, Aspergillaceae. The record is from RefSeq and is a predicted model, not a curated record.